AUGGGAUCCACAGCAAACUCGCCCUCCAGGAGCAAGUAUAAAGUGACUCUUCAGCGCACUCUCUUCUCUUCUGCUUCAACCUUCUCAGCACUUCCUCGCAGCGACUUCAGCGACUUCUACACAUUUUCAAGAACGAAUCAGCGCCUCUCCGCCUUCAGCAGCGGCGACAACAGAGACGCCAGUAUACCCACUACACCAGCAUACACGCGACCCAUCCUCAACACCAUGUCUACCAUCACGAGCUUGUCUUCUUCAUUCUCAAGAAGCAAUGCGAGCACUCUCAGUGCCAGUGACUCCUCCGUUCAUGGUCUGCGCGACCAGAUCUUUGGUACGUCCGAUUCCUCAACACUCAUUCAAAUCAUCUUGCUGACUUACUACAGCCAACGCUGCCGUUGCAUACCCGCACAUCAUCGCCACAAGCGACACACCUGACAAGGCCUUCAACAUCGUAAGUCUCUAGCUCUCACCUGUCACCAAAUAGCAAUCCUAACUCCACUCGUCCGCAGGUCGUCCUCAGCGACAAUGUGUCGGGAGAGAAGCAUGCCAAACUCCUUCAGAACAAGGCGACAUACCAUGCCAUCGUGGCAACCGGUACUCCCUCUGGAACCGUGGAGCAGGCUCUACGUGCUCUACUCGAGGUCACCAGCCAAGUCUUGGGCUGGUACUCGGACACCUUGCUAGGAGAGAUUGAGCACGCCGAGGACUGCGCUGGUGGAGCCGUCGACUUCCUCAUGGUCGAGCAGGGCUUCCACUUCGCUGCCGAGCAGCGUACCUUGAACGGUGAGUGA
Molecule: messenger RNA, 788 nt
Organism: Lecanosticta acicola
Lineage: Eukaryota; Fungi; Ascomycota; Dothideomycetes; Mycosphaerellales; Mycosphaerellaceae
Source: the annotation of a GenBank genome assembly